GUCGCCGCGUCUCCUGCCUCCCUCAGUAGCGAAGGUAACUCCGUGCGUAAAGCUCCUGGACACCAGACGGACACCGUACAGUUUCAACCUCUGCUUCACUUCUCUGAAGACCGAAACGGAGGAAAAUCUUUCCUUGAAACAGCCGGGAAACAGUUAAUGAUUUACAGCAGUUUGGUUUGGUUUUUAUUUGUAUGUAUUUUUUGGCUUUCAUCAGUGCAGCCUGUACUAAUGUCACGCACCCGAGCCGCUGCGCCGACUCGGUUUAAUUAUAAAGAGUAAACAAUGUGCACAGCAAAUGAAGGAUACCGUCGGAGCUAACUGUGGAUGCUCUUGGAUUUAACAGCCGGUGCCUGUAAAAACAAAGAUUCAGUCAAACUUAUGGCGUGAAGGGCCCGAUCUUGGCCUUCGUCACUCACAGCUAAUGGAUGUCUUUACCCAGUAUGCCUACAAUGACAGUUUCAAUGACAACGGAACAUGGAGCUUCAACGAAACAGUCCAAGAGCAGAAGCACCCUUACAACUACUACGCCAUGCUGCUCACUCUGCUCAUCUUCGUCAUCGUCUUCGGCAACGUGCUGGUGUGCAUGGCUGUGUCCAGGGAGAAGGCCCUGCAGACCACCACCAACUACCUGAUCGUCAGCCUGGCUGUCGCAGACCUUCUGGUGGCCACGCUGGUUAUGCCCUGGGUCGUGUACUUAGAGGUAGUGGGAGAGUGGCGCUUCAGCAAGAUCCACUGUGACAUCUUUGUCACUCUGGAUGUGAUGAUGUGUACGGCCAGCAUCCUCAAUCUCUGUGCCAUCAGCAUUGAUCGUUACACAGCAGUUGCAAUGCCAAUGCUGUACAAUACUCGCUACAGUUCCAGGAGACGGGUCACGGUAAUGAUCUCGGUGGUGUGGGUACUGUCCUUCGCCAUAUCAUGCCCCCUAUUGUUUGGCCUAAAUAACACAGCUACUCGCGAUGAGUCUCUCUGUGUGAUCGCCAACCCGGCCUUCGUGGUGUACUCUUCCAUCGUGUCCUUCUAUGUUCCCUUCAUCAUCACUCUGCUGGUUUAUGUGCAAAUUUAUGUGGUCCUGAGGAAACGCCGAAAACGUGUAAACACCAAACCGAAGCAGCGUGUCUGCCAGCCUGCCGACCCCGAUCUGGCCACUUCACUGAGGGAUAAGUGCACUCAUCCAGAGGAUGUGAGGUUGUGCACCAUGAUUGUUAAAACUAAUGGGAGUUUUCCUGUCAACAAGAAGAAAGUGAUAUUCAUCAAAGAUGUAGUCAAUGAGGGGGAAGAUCUGGAGCUGGAUGAGCUGAACAACAGCGGCAGCAGCCAGAGACAGAAGCAGCAGCCGCAGCAUGCUCUUGGAGACACUCCGGCCACAAGCAACCAGCAACUGAUGCUCAACAAGGCCGACGCCAGCCCCACCUCCACACCUCCCACGCCCCCCGAGGAGGGCCAGAAAGCAGAAAAGAACGGAGAUCCUACCAAGGAGGCCCUGGGGGAUCCAGCACCUGUUGUGGCUAAAGCCUUCCAGACACAGGCCUUACCUAACGGCAAGACUCAGAGCUCUGUGAAAACCCUGAGCAAGAGGAAGAUCUCCCAGCAAAAAGAGAAGAAGGCCACUCAGAUGUUAGCUAUCGUCCUUGGUGUAUUCAUCAUAUGCUGGCUGCCGUUUUUCAUUACGCACAUCUUGAACACCCACUGCACAAAAUGCAAGGUUCCCGCUGAGAUGUAUAAUGCGUUCACGUGGCUGGGCUACGUGAAUAGUGCUGUAAAUCCCAUCAUAUACACCACUUUUAAUGUCGAGUUCAGAAAGGCGUUCAUUAAGAUCCUGCACUGCUAAACUGCAGCAUCACUCAUCUGAUCAGACUGAGGGAAGAGCGAUACAUAAAAGCAUCUCUUCUGGCAAAUACCUCAUCCUGUUAAGGAAAACGCACCACAGGGGGAAACUGCGAUCUGCUUUUUAAAGUUAUGGAGCUGAGUGACUAUGAAACUGGCAGUGUCUUAUCGGAAGGCAUGUUGGCUCUAUAUGUGAAUUGUUCGUGGAGUCCCGUUCUCCAGAUCACUGAAUGUAAAACAAGAAAUGUCUGUAACAAUGACCUGUUUCAUGGAGAAAAGAAAAAUGUAACAUUGUUCUCUUAAAUCAUUGUACUUGUCAUGUAAGGAGCCAUCUGUGUAUACCACACACAUACAGGUUGCAAACUGCUAUUUAUUGUGUGUGUACUUUACGUUUUGAUGACAGAAAAUUUCUGCAAAUCUUAUAGAUAUCGAGUCAGUGUUCAUUGCAGUGUUAAAACUGAUACGUGAGCUCUUAAUCUUAAAACCUAUCACUGAUUGGAAUGUGUGAUACAGACAAGAGACAAUUUACUUGCUGUAUAAUGUGGCUAUGCCAAUAUCCACAUAUUUGCAAUUUUAUAAAUUGAAAAAUCCUAUUAUUAUUAUUAUUAUUAUUAUUAUUAUCAUUAUUACUAUCAUUAUUUGCUGUACAUAGUUUUUCUUAAAACUUUAACUGUGAUUUUAUGCCUGCAAUGGAAAUGUGAUGCAUGCUACACUGCUCCUCUACUUGACUUCUCAUGAAAUGUAUGUUUAACAAAAAAAAGUUGUCCAAUAAAUGAAGUUAUGAGACACUGUAAAGUGCCACAUGAAUAUCAGUGUUUGCCGUGUGUACACAGAUACACCCAUAAAUGACUUGACAUUACUCAGCGGCCUCUUAUUCCCAGGACUGGUUUGCAGUUUGAGUAAUGGUGUUUACUGGAAGUAACUCUGCUGCAGUGGAGUUGUUCCGUGGCAAACUAAUGACCUGUAUGUGGACUUUGCGGCUUCCAGGUAUAAUCAUGUGGAUGUGUGCAACCCCAGAAGCAGCUCCCCGGGGCCUUUUGCUGAGUAAGAAUGAGGCGAACUUGGCGAAACUGAAAUAAUAGAUACAGCAAUACAUCUCUGUGUGUUGUUCUGGGCAGCAACUCCUGCGUUUCAUUUCAGUUCAACAAUAAAGACAUUGUUAUCAACAAAAAAGAUAUGUUAAUGUUUUGAUGAGUAUCAGCCAGAGAGUACUGUAGCUUAGUGUAAUCACAACAAUCUGUAAUUGUCAGGCGCUAUAUUCGAAUAGACAAAAAAAUAAAGUCUGCAGAAAGUGUUUUGGUUUUUUUAUUUUUUAUGAUGGAAUAUCUGUGGGAGUCAGUGUGUGAAACACAUGCACAUUUCUUCUUGUACAGGUGCCUGGUCUAAAUAUUGUUUAGUGAUUCCUGACUUUAACUUUAUUAUAUCAACAAAAAGUAAAACAUCGCAAACAGAGGUAUCGAACUGACUCAGGUGUGUGUCAUUGAAUAAAUAGUCUCAGUCCCUCCCAUGGGGCGUGUGACGCACACUUAAAUAGUAACAAAAGACAAUCAAGUGGUAAGCUCCACCUUGAUUGCUCAUACUGUCCAGACUGCUCUUCACUGAACUGAUAUUUGUGUAUGAAUUUUGUCCUUUGAUUGCUCUUUUACUGGUUUUCUUUGUCAUUUAUUUUUGUAUUUCUUUGACCUGAUUUCUUGAUGAUGUAUUGUAAUGGUUGCUUUUUGAUAAAUGAGUUGGUUUGGGGGCUGUGGCCACGUGUAAGUGACUGAGACUGUUUACGCAAUACAAUGGUUUGUAUGAUAAAGAUCUAAGAAAUUAUGUCUUACUUAACGCACAGUUAUAAGGUUAGGUUUAGGAAAAGAAACAACUUAAAACAACAAAGUUCACUUGGUUUCCCACAGUUUUGAACGCCGAUGUCCUGAGGGAACGUCCUGUGUUUUGAUCCAUCACCACCCCAACUUGCCUCCUCACACGGACCACUUCCUUCUUCCCUCUGUCAGCACAUCGGUUGUGUGAACCCAGCCUUCACAAGAACGUGGCUUAUACACAAAUCAUUGAUUCAUUAUAACAAGAGUUGUGGUUCAUUACUUAUCGUAGGUAUAUGUACAAACACUGCAUGAGAACAGCCUGAUUUCUUCAACCAGAAUCAGAAAUACAUAAUUGAUCCCCAAGGGGAAAUUGUGAUUCAUAACAGUGGCUCUGAUGCAAAGAAUAGAGAACUGUGAUAAGUAAAUUCAGUAAAACAGAAAUGAAAAUGUGCAUUAAGCUACAAUGUUAAGCACUUAAGAUAGUAGGAAUAAAAUAUACAUCUUCACUGUGCACAGUCUGUAAGUGUGUAAAAUAUACAGAUGUGUGUUGUGUUACAUUACACCGAAUUAACUAGUUUUGCAUUCAGAAUGUGACACACUCUGGGUCAGUUUGAUACCACUGUGUCUGACGAAGACGCAAUUUGAGGCUCAGAACAUUUCU
This is a messenger RNA of Epinephelus moara (kelp grouper), 4290 nucleotides long. It is a transcript of the gene drd2a, whose product is annotated as dopamine receptor D2a. The transcript is spliced from 8 exons. Lineage: Eukaryota; Metazoa; Chordata; Actinopteri; Perciformes; Serranidae. Gene Ontology annotation, molecular function: G protein-coupled receptor activity; dopamine neurotransmitter receptor activity, coupled via Gi/Go. Gene Ontology annotation, cellular component: glutamatergic synapse; presynaptic membrane. The coding region runs from base 422 to 1828 and encodes 468 amino acids. Gene Ontology annotation, biological process: adenylate cyclase-activating adrenergic receptor signaling pathway; adenylate cyclase-inhibiting dopamine receptor signaling pathway. The record is from RefSeq and is a predicted model, not a curated record.